Cylicocyclus nassatus is the source of this 1502-nucleotide messenger RNA. NCBI's taxonomy places the organism in Eukaryota, Metazoa, Nematoda, Chromadorea, Rhabditida, Strongylidae. The record is from the annotation of a GenBank genome assembly.
GUACUCAUUUAGGACGCACUGACGUUCUGAAGUCGAGCGGAUUUUCUAUAAAUAAACCUCAGAUCUUAUCAAACAUUAGAUUCAGUUCAUGAUAUAUGUUAUUGUUGGUGGUGGAAUCGCCGGUGUUAGUUGUGUCAGGAGGCUUUUGGUCUCGCUCGAUGAUACUGACGACAAUAUUGUUCUAGUAUCUGCUGGUAAACGGGUGAAAACCGUGCAUAAUUGGACCAAAGUUGGACAAUACACCGAACAGUUUGAUGUGAGUGAAGAUGAAACCGUUUCAGAUGACCCUCGCCUCAGCCAUAUACAAGCUGAAGUAGUCGGUUGGAGUCAUGAGAAGAAGGAACUAUACUUGGACAACCAAAAGGAACCUCUGAAGUACGAUCGGUUAUGCAUUGCUACAGGAGCUAAUGCAAUUUCGCCGUUCUCUAAUAAAAAAGUAGUAACUAUCCGAGAUACCGAAUCUGCAGAGCAACUCCAAAAACGCCUAAAAGGUGCAAAGCAUGUUGCUGUAGUAGGAAAUGGUGGAAUCGCCACUGAAGUUGUAUUUGAAAUGGUGGGAGUCGCGAUUACAUGGAUCAUUCGCGAUAAUACCAUAUCUUCUGUGUUCUUCACCCCAAAAUUUUCGGAAUUUUUCAGAAAAAGAAUGGCUGAAGGCCGUCUUGCGGGGGCGAAGAACGCUGGUAUACUGCGUCGAUUGAGGUACUCCCUGGACAAUAAAAGUGCCGGUGAUGCUGUUGCCCACAGUGUAGCUGGUUCGGCUCUUGGCCCGGACUGGAUAUCUUCCUUAUCGUUCGAAAAGAAUGCUGACCGAUCUGUCAAGGUAAUUCCUCAUGCUGAGGUUUGCGACGUUACCGAUGAAAACGAUGGUUUGAAAUUGAGUCUAACAAACGGCGAAAGUGUUUUGUGUGAUUUUGCAAUAUGGGCCACUGGAGUGAUUCCAUCUACGAGCAUUUGGAAGGAGAAUUGUCCUGAGCUGGAAAUCUCUUCCGUUGAUGGCGGAAUCAUUGUUGAUGAUGUACUAAGAACAUCUAUACCAGAUGUAUACGCUUGUGGAGAUGUUUGUACUCCAGUGCUGAGCAAACCUUCGCCAUAUUGGAAGCAGAUCCGUUUAUGGACUCAAGCUCGUCAAAUGGGUGACUUCUGUGCGCGGUCAAUGUUAGCAAAUGGAGCUGUGGAAGUCGACUUUAGUUUCGAGCUUUUCACUCAUACGACCACCUUUUUCGGAUAUAAGAUUGUCUUUCUGGGUGACUUCAAAGGCGAACGACAACCGCAGGGGUGGUAUACAAUAGAAAGGGUUGUUGGAGAUGAUCAAUUUGUCCAAUGUAUAAUGUUCGAACAUCGGGUAGUUGGUGCUAUACUAGUCGGUGAAACUGAUUUGGAGGAAACCAUAGAAAAUCUAAUCCUGAACAAAAUAAAUCUGGAAGGAAUUGAAGAAGAUUUUCUGGAUCCAAAUAUCGAUAUAGAAGAUUACUUCGAUUGAUGUGUGUGCUUUACAUCGUUGC